CUGAAGGACGGAGGGCUGAAUCCAGAGCAAUAAAAUGCUGAAUUCACAGGGAGGUCAGAGGAUGUAUGGAAUAACGGCGCAGUGCAGGGAAACAGCCCUGUACCUACAGAUAUGAAGGAGGCAGAGGAAUAGAUGAGAGAGGGGUCUCAAAGAGUAGCAUGAGAGGAUAGAGAUGGUAGGUUCAUGGAGAGAUGGGUGAAAAAAUGGGUGGAUGGAGGAAGGGAGGAAGAUUAGACAGGGAGAGGGGUUGUUACAGUGAAGGGCAGAAGGCUGUAUUCUGGGCAAGCAAUUCGGAGAAUAGGAAAGGGGCCUUGGAGGCUUUGGAAAGGGGAACGAAGAGGUGGCAGAGAGGCAGGGAGGGGGAAGAGUUGGCUCUGAGCUCCCUGGGGAACAUCCCGGGCACCGCCCCGGCCCCCAGCCGCCGCCGCCAGCCCCGCGCACCCAGGAGCACGGCGGCCAGCCCCGCCAGCCCUGCGCCCCGGCACCGCCGCAUCCCGCCGCUCCGCCGCCCGCGCCUCGCUGCGCCCCGCCAGCCCCGGCUCUCUGCUCCGGCCGCGCCGCCUCCUCUCCCCCUCCUCUUCUCUCCUCGGCCCCUCCGCCGCCGCCAGCUCCGCCCCGGGGCUGCGCCCUGCGCCGGCGCCGCUCGGGGGCUCGCCCGGCCCCGCAGCGCUCAGUGGCUCUGCACGGGCAGAGGUUUCUCUCCGGGGAAAUGGGCUCUCCCCGUCCUCCUGGGGAGCAAGGGCUCCCCCGCAACAAGAACCCCGCACAGCGCCAGGCACGGCCUGGGAGAGCUGCAGGGCCCUGAGCCAGGAGAUGGACCGGCUUCCCAGAGCUGCCUCCGAGCUCAGGGGCUGGAAACACCAGCCACUGGUUUCCUGCGCAUGGCAGUGAGGAGGCUGAGGGCCUGCCUUCAGCUGCCUCUCUGCAGGCCCAGCACACUGCCUAGAAGUUGUGGUGAGGCAAAGCGGCUGUGACUUGACUUCUACCAGCACUGCUGCAUUCCUGCCCUAGAAAUUCUGGGGCCUUUCAUCCCAGCACUCACAAGAAGCCUUCAAUGGGGAAUGGGCAUGCUCUAUACCUGGCAAUGAAAAGGCAGCAGUGUUGGAAAUCACAGCACAGCCCAUAUCAUUAGCUGUGACAGUCUGCACUGAGGAUGAGCUUGUCAGGAAAUUGUUACCUCUGCAAAGGGUGCCUGUGUUCCUGCGGCAAUGAAGGGCAGGUAUAAAAGCCAGCGCAAGUCCCCGCUCUCUCAUCCACUUCUCUUGCCUCCUUCUCCUUGGGAACAGGUGCACCUCCAGCCCAGAGACAUGUCCUGCUACAGCCAGUGCCUGCCAUGCCGGCCCUGCGGCCCGACCCCGCUGGCCAACAGCUGCAAUGAGCCCUGUGUCAGGCAGUGCCAGAACUCCACUGUCGUCAUUGAGCCCCCGGCUGUGGUGGUGACCCUGCCCGGCCCCAUCCUCAGCUCCUUCCCACAGAGCACCGUGGUGGGCUCGUCCACCUCCGCUGCUGUUGGCAGCAUCCUGAGCUGUGAUGGAGUGCCCAUCUCCUCCGGGGGCUUGGACCUCUCCUGCAUUACCAGCCGCUACUGUGGCAGAAGGUGCCUCCCCUGCUAAAGAUGCUGGGAAAGCCCCAGGGAGACAGCCUGAGGAACUCAGAAUAUGGUGCUGGGCAGAGAAUUGCUCUCCUGGAUUGUGUUUUCAGCACAUCUCAGCGACCUUGCCUUUGCCUCCCUUUACUUUGUUGG
This is a messenger RNA of Phalacrocorax carbo (great cormorant), 1744 nucleotides long. Lineage: Eukaryota; Metazoa; Chordata; Aves; Suliformes; Phalacrocoracidae. The record is from RefSeq and is a predicted model, not a curated record.